Anguilla anguilla (European eel) is the source of this 1893-nucleotide messenger RNA. It is a transcript of the gene tmem205, whose product is annotated as transmembrane protein 205. The record is from RefSeq and is a predicted model, not a curated record. NCBI's taxonomy places the organism in Eukaryota, Metazoa, Chordata, Actinopteri, Anguilliformes, Anguillidae. The coding region runs from base 189 to 755 and encodes 188 amino acids. The transcript is spliced from 4 exons.
UGUGGCUUUGACUAAGGGGGCGGUGCAGUUUUUAGAGAAGACGAGAGAGAGUAACGUAGUUUCCAACUGGGGCUUGCAAGAACUGACAUAUAGACUAGCUGCGCAUGGUAGCAUAAACGUCGAAUUAGUUUAGUUACAGUUGUACAUCCCUUGCUGGUCAGUGACCCAGUGACUAUUACUACGUCGCCAUGGCUACUGAAGGCGAACCUACGGAUCUGGUGAAGGUGCUGCACCUGCUGGUGAUGUCCUUUGGCUGGGGUACACAGGUGUGGGUCUCCUUUAUAGCAGGUUUUGUCCUGGUGUCUCAGGUGACGAGGCACACCUUCGGCGAGGUGCAGAGUAAGCUGUUCCCGGUGUACUUCUACUGCCUCCUGGGCAGUAACCUGGUCAGCCUGGCCGUGUUUGCGGUGUACCACCCCCGGGAGCUCCUGGACUGGCACGAGGCUGUGCAGAUGUCCCUGUACUUCGCCGCGGUGGUGCUGGCCGCGCUGAACGCGCAGUGGUUCGGGCCGGCCGUGACGGACGCCAUGUCGGCUCUGCACGAGGUGGAGCGGGAGCACGGGCUGGGCGGCACCGUGGGGAUGCGCUCCGGACGGGAGGCCUACGUCAAGCUGCGGGAGCAGGACCCCAAGUACAAGGCCAACGCGGCCACCUUCGGCCGCUACCACGGCCUGUCGAACCUCUGCAACCUGCUGGGGUUCAUCUGCACCACCGCCAACAUGGUGUACGCUGGGAUGAACCUGAGCACCAUUUAAAAAAACGAAAGAAAAAACACUCUUUCUUUCGCUCUUUCUCUCAUUCCCUGCUACCCUGCGCUACAAAUGAAAUGCUUUCUGUUUUUGGCUUAUCCCUGAAUGCAGUGUUUCUCAGCACCACUGUGUACGCUGUUUUUUUUUUGUCAAAGCCAGUCUCUUAAUCAGUUAAGGUUGUUGAAAAUGUGGUUAAGUUGUGCCAUAAUUGUGUGGUCAAGCUUAUUUUAACACUGUGGUGCUUUGGCCAUUGUUGCCAUUUGCUUUCAGUAAACUCACUCAUUUUACUAAAAUGGGUUCAGGUUUCCAUCCUCUGAACGAAUGGGAGCCAACUGAUUCCAACUGUCAGUUUGUGACUGAAUCAUUUAAAAUGGAACCUCUUUCAAUUUGUAUAGCGCAUGCAGCUCAGUAAAUGAAAAGAUAAGUUGGUCUGACUGAUUGAAAUUCCUGGUGUGUGUGUAUUAUGGGAUAUAUAAGGGCAUACAUAGCUAUUUCUGGCUUAAUGUGGCUGGAAGAGUGUAAUUCAUCCUUUGAUAGAUGUAAAAAAAAUUUUUUUUUAAGUUUUAAGUCAUUAAGGACAGUUAGUGUCUAAGAACAAUUAGCUGCUCAUUGCAGUAGUGAGCUUAUUGCUAUGGAUGAAAUAAAAACCAGCAUACACAGUGGGUCCCCAGGACCACAUACCCUUGGUCCGAUUGGAGCUCGAAGAUUAAUUUACCAUUUUUUCGGGAGGGAGCACCAGUUAAAUGUUUUUAAAUGUCGAACCCCAGGGAGAAAGCCAUUUGUUGACCAUGCCCAGCAGACUAAAAGGGAAUGCUUCUAAUUUAUAAAUGCCUGGCACCUCUAACCCAACUUCUCCUGAGUGACUUUCCCUCCUCUCUGUCUGUGAAUUGUCUAAGGACUUAAUGUUUAGCGAUGUAAUUGGAUUUUUUUUAAAUUACACAAUUGCUGCAUGUGGGUUAGCUCAUUUUCAGGUAUUAAUAUUAAUCACUAUUGCCGAGAGUUUGGAUGAUGAUUAUGAUGACAAUGAGAAAGUUAAUCUUAUUAACAAUUUAGAAAAUAUCAAUUUCUUACAUUCCCUUUACCACACAGUUAUUAUAAUUCAAUAUUUUUGUACAAUAAAUACAAAUAUUGUUCUUCUGUUGAA